Messenger RNA from Hippocampus comes (tiger tail seahorse), 3249 nucleotides. RefSeq lists its product as uncharacterized. NCBI's taxonomy places the organism in Eukaryota, Metazoa, Chordata, Actinopteri, Syngnathiformes, Syngnathidae. The transcript has 2 exons. The record is from RefSeq and is a predicted model, not a curated record. The coding region runs from base 359 to 2518 and encodes 719 amino acids.
AGUAUUUUUUUCGUGUAACACAAUACUUUAAAAAGUAUGAUGUAGAUCAACACUCAUAAGAGAGGUGACAUGUUUAUCCUAAAUUAGUAGUUGAGGAAACACAAGAGGACUACAACACAGGAAGUAAAGUCUUACACGAUGUGACGUCACCACUGGUCAUGGGCGACCACAGCCAGACGUCGCGAGUUCGCCAGUGACGUCACCUUUUGUACAAAGAUCAAGGCCGACACUUCACCGGGGGGCAAUUUGACGGAACCACUAGUGUUUGCGUGAGUUUGUAUAUAUGGUUCUACGCAGUCUAAAUGCAGUGGACCCAAACACGUGACGUCACUUUCCUGCCGACCGAAGCGACCCCGAGAUGGAGCCGGAUCGUUUACUCAAGGUGGAUGCCAUUCUAGAGCUGGUCAAGUCCCGCUUCAAUCUCAUCUCCGCGGCCCAGUGGGCUUUGCUGGUGGCCGGAACUCCGGAUUCGGAGACCAAGGCCGUUUUGGCCGAUACGAUCAGCGACGUGAUCCAGAGGAUCUCCUCCGAGGUGGUGCGGCAGCUGCAGCCCGCCAUCAGCGAGCACCUGCGAGGACAAGCGUCUCAGGCUCAGGUGAGCAAUGCCAUCGACCGGUGCAGUCCGAAGCUGAGCGAGUGCCUGACUGAGACCUUUGCGGCCGCCCUGGACCUCCCGCCGCAGAAUUACGAGGGCGCGGGGGAGCUCACCACGCUGGUGGAGUCGGAAGUGAAGCACCGGGUGACGUCGGCCUUGUCCGUGGCGCGGAGUGCCGCCGAGUGGCCGUCGGACCCCGUUCUCUUCAUCCGCAGCACCAUGUCCAGCGUGGGCAACCUGGCCUCCAUCUUCCGCAAAGCCGUGGAGUAUCUGAGGCAGGUGUUCGCCCGGGCCCGCACGCCGUGCGUGGUGCUGUGCGGCCGCUCCGCCUUGAAGGCCGGCGACAUGACGGACGCCGUGAGCGGGAUCCUACUCAAGUGGUCCCGCGCCAGCAAGGGCGGGAAAGCCGUCCCGUUCGAACCCGCGGUCGACGUGGAGAAACUGAGUCAAGACUCGGAGAUGGCGGGCAUGGAGUACGUGAGCGAACAAGCCGACCCUCGGGCCAAGCAGAGCGCUCUGGUGGCCGCGCUGGACAUCACCAAAAGCAUCAUCCAGGAGCCCUUUCGCGGGUCCGGGGACCGCGUGGAAAGCCGCCUGACGCGCUUCAAUCUCAACCUGAAGCUCAUCUCCAACAAAGUCAAGAAUUUCUUCAAGUCGCUCGAGACGGCCAGCCCAGACGGCCACAACAUACUGCGCAAGUUCCGCUUCUUCAAGUUUGCGCGCUUGCAGUUUGCCCGCAUGCUGGGAGGACUCAAACGCGCCUUUAAAAACCAAGAGGCCUGUCUGGUGUCCCUCAGGCCGGAUUACCCCAAGUCCCCCAAAGACAGCAAAGGUGGGGGCGCUUUCAGAUCCAGCACCUUACACGUCAGGCCGUCGCAGAAUCCCGCGUUUGAGUUCGAGGCCAUCCAGGACCGGGUGGCCAAGAUGUUCGAUGACCUGAGCCAGAUGGAGCCGGACGUCCGCGAGGCCAAAAUCAAGCGCUACAUGGACGAGAAGCUCCGGGGCUUCUCCCAAGAGCUCUCCUCUCGCCUGUACGAGUACCUCAUGUCCUGUCAGAGCGAAGUAUACGAGGUGCCCUCCAGCCGCUCCAACACGCCUUUCGUGGACUCGGUGCUGUGGGGCCGGCGGGGGAAGAAGAACUGGGACGGCGGGCAGAAGUUCUCCCCCGAGGUCCUGUACGCCAUGACGGAGGACGCGGCCUGGAGGUUCCUGCAGCAGCUGCUUCUCUGGAUGGAGACGGAGCCACAAGGCGAGGAGACGUACGCCGACGAAGUCUCCGGCGCCGUCAGCGAGAUCAACCAGCUGGUCGUCACCGCCCUCAACGCCGACGAAGACCAGGAAGAGCCCCCGAGGAGCCAGCGAGUGAGCGAGAAGACGCUUCCCAAAGACGAAGGGAGAAUCCAGAAGAGCGUCUCCGCGGCUUCCGACUCACAGCCUCCCCAAACACGGCACUCGGCGCUCACGGUCGUCCCGGGGCCGUCGACCAAUCUUUCUCCCAGGUGGGAUCGCACGGCGUCCUUCAACGUGAAGCUGACCCGCCUCCUGGCCUCCACGCUGGCCACGCAGCUGGGCCAGCGCCUGCCUCGGAAGUGCAAGCAGUCUCUGAAGAUGGACGCCCUGAUGCUGGUCGUGGAUCAUCUGUCGUGCAGGGCCGUCGAGGAGAUCAGCCCGCAUCACAUGGACAACAUCGAGACGAUGGAGAACCUGGAGGAGGUGAUCACGCCCGUCGUCAAGAAGCUCCUGGCCCACUUUGGCUCGCCGACCAAACUGGUGGAGGCCGUGACGUUGGACGAGGCGUCUUUUGAUGACGCCGUCUUCAAGCACCUCCUGACCCAACUUACCACCGUCAGGGAACAGCCCAAAGUCAGCAAGGGCCUCAGCUUCUUCUCAUCCGUGGCCAAGCUGUGCUCUCGCUCCACGUGACCCCACCUUCCUUACCUUCUUUCAGGAGUCGCUCCCCAACACUCUUCCCGCUGCGCGUGUAUAUAGUGUGGAUACUUUUCUCAUGCGAGCCGACAGUCAUACACGGUGGCGUCUACUUACGAGUAACCCCACCCAUUUGUUUUGAGAUGACAAGGCAUCACGGGCGAGUUCCGUUUUCGUAUUUGCGUUGCGAGCGUGACAAUUUAUUCAAAUGGGGAAAAUUGAUUUGACGGACGCAUCGAAUCGAGUGCUUGGUCACGGAAUGAUUUCAGCUUGUAAGUCGAGGGAGCGCUGUCAACACAUGUAUCAUGUACUUUUUUUCCGAUCGUAUCGUUGAUAAUAUUUAUUGAUAUUCUUUUAUGCCCACGUCCGUUUGGGGAUGGGACUUUUAUGGGCUGCGGUUUUUCGGUUUCGCAAUUCACUUCACAUGGACUGUGCGUGCGUGCGCGUUGACCCGCUCUCACAGUCGCAGUCAAACCACUCACACGAGCUGGGGAUCUGAGAGACGGAAAUUUGAAUUGGCACUAGCUUCAUUCAAAUCUCCGCCGUGGAUUCAUUUUGGUUUCACUUAUGAAGACGAGGGCGUGGGAGUGAAAACUUUGGACAGAUGUUUUACUAUCGGCAAGUGCUGUCGUGUACUUCUAAGGAAACAAGCAGUAUGACCAAGCUUCUCCUGUCGAUAUCAUGAGAUACCGCGGAACCUCGAUUUAAUCGACAUGGCUCCAAAUGGA